AUGGGAGUUAGUGGUAAAAGUGGUCUGCCUACUAACAAGAGGUGCUCGGCUCUUGGUUGUGAAAGUAAUGCUAAACUAACUCCUCAGUAUCGCUUCCAUCGCUUUCCCUCCGAUGUAGACAAUUGCUAUAAGUGGGUCAUGCUUUCUGGUAACUCCUUGCUUCUUAUGUACACUCACCAUCAGCUUAAGACGACUCGUGCUUUGUGUAGUAAACAUUUUACUCGGGAUCAAUACAUGGUGGCUGGGAACUGUCUGUCUGCUCUUGUCCGCAAUGCAACUCCUUCUAUUUUCCAACAUCCUCCUAUUCCCAGGGACAAAAUUCCUUCUACUUUUCUGUCUCCUGCUAAUAAAGAAAAUAAACCCGCUCCCAAAGCCCCGCUUCGCAUUGCCAUCCCUGUCUCGCACCCUCUUGUUGACAAACCGCCUACUUUACCUGAGCUUAAGACUGAUUUAGUUACUUCCUCUUCUGUAGACUUAUUGUUUGGUCCUACUGUACCUGAGCUUAAGACUGAUCUAGUUAGUUCCUCUCCUGUAGACUUAUUGUUUGGUGAGAGUAGUUCUUCUUCCUUCAAACUGUCUGCGCAUUCUAGUCAUGCAUCUACCCCGGUUUUUCCUAAUGCUGUUUUUAAAAGGAAAGUUCUAGAUGAUUUGAGCAACAGCUGUGAUAGUGUGACCAAGAGACGCUGUGUUGAAGCCGCUACAACUACUCCACUUCCUGCGAGGCAGCCUACUUGUCGCCUUCUUUUCAGUGAUGACUCUGGUUUGAGCUCAUCUGCCUCGAGCGCAUCUGCUUCAACAUCGAGUGGUUCAUCUAGUCGUCCUUCAGCCCCCCUGAGGAAGGUGACUCGUAAGUCUGUCAGCACCAAGUAUCGUACUGUUUUAGGAUCCUACAACCUGUCCCAGGGCGACAUCACACCAAAGAAGAAAGCCAUCAUUGACGACAACAAACUGCUUCUCAAGCAGGUGGCUUCCCUGAAGCGCUCUCUUCUCGCAGUGAAGGACAACAGAAAGGCCUUGGUUAAGUUGUCUAAUGCGCCUUUAGUUUCCCAGCUUAGAAAGAAGAUGAAGACCAAAGAAGGUGCUUUGCUGAUGGAAGCGCAGAUUGCUAAUCAUGGCCGCAAGCCACAAGGUUUUCGUUUCACUUUGUCCCAGAAAACAUUAUCUUUGGCUUUAUUUAAAUCUUCAAGAAAAAAUUAUAGCUUUUUGAGAAAAAUUUUGCUUUUACCUUCAGCAUCUAUUUUGCAUAAAUUAAUGUCACGUUUGAAAUUUGAUGUCGGUUCUAAUGUAGAAUACUUCAAGCACUUGAAAGAGAUAAUUAAAAAUUUCAACCCCAGAGAUAGAGCUUGUACAGUGAUGUGGGAUGAAGUUCAUCUUGCCAAAUCCCUUAAUUAUAGUGAGGCUAAAGAUAGAAUCAUUGGUUUUGAAGAUAGAGGCAAGGGCAGUGUUAAAAAUAGAGUAGCAGACAAAGCUCUUGUUUUCAUGGUGCAAAGUUUAACGAGAAAGUGGAAGCAGCCUGUGGCUUAUUACUUCAGUCAAGGUGAUGUGCCCGGUGAAAUUUUGCUUGAGUUGGCUGUGAGUGUGAUUUCAGCUCUGCAGGAAAUUGGCUUCGAUGUCAGAGCUUCUGUGAGUGACCAGGGCAACAACAACAAGUUGGCAGUCCGCCUACUUCGAGAGUCCCACAACCCACCCAAGCGCACCAAACCUAGGCUGUGUGACACCUGCAGAAAGAAGCGCAUUGUUAUCACCAAAGCAAGAAAGAGUGGUGCCCAGCUGAAGAAUGAUGAGCGCUUCUUUUCCAAGCGUUCUUGUAGGUUGUGUCGCUCAUUUUCCAUCCGCCCAGCCCAAACAACGCACUACAUGGUAAAUCAGCGUAAAGUGUAUCAUGUGUGGGAUGUGCCUCACCUUCUGAAAAAUCUUCGGAACAACUUUCAGACCUACAAUGUUGAGUUUGAUGAUGGCAAAGUUGCCAAGUGGGUGCACUUAGAAAAACUGAAAGAGCAGGAUGGCAUUGACGGUACAUUCUAUGCAAUUAGCUUGAAACUCACUGAUAAGCAUCUGAAAGCCUGCCAGAAUUCAGAUAAGAUGAGUGUGGCAUUGGCCGCUCAAAUUCUCAGCCACAAAGUUGCAACUGCUUUGAAAAUGAUUGAUGUUUGGAGUGAUGGCAAAGCCAUUCCGGGGUGUAAGGAUACCAGUGAUUUUAUUUAUUUUUGUGACAAGCUGUUUGACAGUUUCAAUGGGAGCAGUCCCAGAGGCCGAGGUAAGGCCCUUCGAGUCAAUUUAUCAGAAAACUCACCACAUUGGGCUUUUUGGAAGGAGGCGGAGGAACGCAUUAAAAAGUGGUGGUUUGUGAACUCAAAAACUGUGUUUUCCUCACACCUCGGAUGGCUUGAGAAUAUUAGUGCUGUGAAAGACUUAUGGCAGGAUCUGAAAGAUGAUUAUCAGUUUGAGUAUCUCAAUUUGAGAAGGCUCAAUCAAGAUCCACUGGAGAACUUAUUCUCAGUGAUAAAGUCAAAUGGAGCGAAGGUGCCAACUGCUGUUCAGUUUAUUGCUGGUCUGAAGACUUCUAUUGUCACUAACCUGAGGAACAGUGGGAUCAGGGGUGCAAAUUGUGAAGAGGACGGAGGAGAGCUGUUGACAGAUAUGAACAAGUUGUUUGAGGAGGCAUCAAAGAAAGUGGCAGAAGGCAAAUCCUAUGAGGAGACUGGUUUGACUGAUGAUGUAGUUCCAGAUGAAAUGUCGAGAGAGGAGGAGCUAGAAUUGUUGCAGCUUGGUGUUUCCGCUGUUCCUCAGGAUGAAGUGAAUGUGAAGUCAGAAGGAGAGGCACAAGUGAGUGAUAUAUUUGGAGCGUUGUUUGGUGAUCAGCCACAGGGGAGUGAUCCAGAUUCAGUUGUGUGUCUUGCUGAAGAUAAUGAAAGUGGCAUUACUGUAGAAAAUGCGCACAAAAUUACUGAGAAGAAGAAGUUGAGUAGGAAGAAGAAGAGUGAUGCAAAGCAAGAUGAAGAGAAGGAAAAACAGUGUGUGAAAGCAGCACUUCAGAAGGAAAACAAAGGCUUGUUUGGUAAGCGUAGGAAAAUGACUGCAUUUGUAGCGGGCUAUGUGGUGAAGAAAGUUCUUGCAAGAAUUUUGGAUUGUGAUGAGUGUAAAGAGUGUCUUUUGUCAGAAGAGAUCAAGCCAGAACAUGAUUUAGUGGUUGCGUUUGAGUAUGAUGAGAAGAAGCGGUUGGUUUAUGCAAGUGUGUAUGUUAUCGACACCAUGGUCUGUUGUGUUGAUAUUUUUCUAGAAAUGAUGCAUACUAGCUUUCAUCUCCCUAACCUGAUGAGUACCAUAAAGGAACGAAUAAUGCGAGAUGUGGAUGUCAAAUCAUUGGGAUGCAGUGCGCAUCUUGAGGAGAUACAGAGACUCUUUGUGUUAUACUUCCUGCGUGUGUCAAUAUAUCACAGGUGUAGGGUUUUGAAUAGAGAAUAUGCUCAGCACUGGAAAAAUAAAAAGACAAUUGCCAGCCUUGCAGCCAAGAAAAGAAGUGUGUCAGUGGGAGCACCAAAGAAGAGGAGCAAGAAGACUCAGAAGCAGAUUGAAGAAGACUUAACCAGUAUUGAGAAACAAAAUGAAGAAAAAAUUGAUGAUCCUGGUGCAGAAGAAGUUGUGUUGUGUGAAGAAAAGUGUGUGAUAGGGCUCCACAGAAGACUCAGAAGCACCUUGAAAAAGACUCUACCAGUAUUGAGAAGCAAACUGAAGAUGCAUUCAAUGAUCCUAGUGAAGAAGAAGCAGUGUUGUGUGAAAUCUCCUCUGUGGCUGAAGCGAGAGUGUUGGAAGGAAAAAAUGUGGAGUGAAAUUUUCUAGUCAGCUGUGUUUGAGUUCUUGUGCCUUAAAUCUCUUUGUGUAUUUGUUUUAUUUUUCUUUUUUUUUUGCGAGGUUUUCAUUUGUGUGGGUGGAGCUUGUGUCGGGUUCGACCUUGCUUUUCCCAACUCAUGGGAGCUGAGCUACUCUAAAUCUUUUUUCCCUAAUUUUGUCUGCUGCCUACAUAAUUGUAGACUUGCACACAGCUCAACUAUGACUGUCUUGUACUGUACCAUUUACUGUUACAGUUGCAGAUACCCGAUUUUGUCUUGGCUUG
Molecule: messenger RNA, 4114 nt
Organism: Thrips palmi
Lineage: Eukaryota; Metazoa; Arthropoda; Insecta; Thysanoptera; Thripidae
Exons: 1
Coding region: 1-3840 (1279 amino acids)
Molecular function (GO): sequence-specific DNA binding
Source: RefSeq, a predicted model, not a curated record